This is a messenger RNA of Anguilla anguilla (European eel), 5903 nucleotides long. RefSeq names its product mastermind-like protein 2. NCBI's taxonomy places the organism in Eukaryota, Metazoa, Chordata, Actinopteri, Anguilliformes, Anguillidae. Bases 934 to 3816 code for a protein of 960 amino acids. Gene Ontology annotation, cellular component: nuclear speck; nucleoplasm. The record is from RefSeq and is a predicted model, not a curated record. Gene Ontology annotation, molecular function: transcription coactivator activity. The transcript is spliced from 5 exons. Gene Ontology annotation, biological process: positive regulation of transcription of Notch receptor target; Notch signaling pathway.
GGUAUCGCGGUGUAGUGUCCUACGGAUUCCACUAGAGCCUGCAAAUGAACGUUUCUUUCCGUGUUUCAUGUUUCAUGUGAAAAUUUCACACAAUGGGAGCCUGUAAUGUUCUACGAUCUCCGAGCAAUUGAGGUGCAAGCGUACCGCCGAACAGCUGACUAUAGGAAAGGCAAGAGACGUGCCGGUAUCCGAGUUCGCUGAAGAACACCUCAUAUCUUAAAAGCUACUGUUUGCAAGAAGGAAUACCUCUACUUUCUCGAAAAGCUGCGAUUGAAAGGGAAUGCAGAGAGUAUCCUACACUGAAAACCGCUGGAAGUUUGUUGGUUCGGUCACUGUGAACGGAUAUGUAGAUAUAUUUUUUAAAUGAUUUAUUCACUUUUUUAUUAUUAUUUAUCAAGUUUUCGCCGAGAAACAUAGAAAAUGAUUCAGAAUAGCGGAGAUGGUUUUACACGUUUUAAUGAAUACAUCUUUGAAGUGUCCAUGAGGGAUUGCCCUGCACGCGCACUGUCGAAAGAAAAUGUGCGUGUAGCCUAUGACAUAUCUCUGUGUGUAAAAUCUGCCUAAACAAGAAUGUCGUCUGAGAUAAUGCGUAUUAGAAAUAGAAGAUAUUCCACGAUAUUGCUCUUGUUUUGGACGUAUAGUAAAUGAGAGAUUAGGCUAUAUCAUUGGGAAGUCGAUUAUAUUGAUUACGCUCUUCGUGAGUGGUUGCUUUUCCUGUCUACAUUUAGCUGGAUAGUCGUAGUAACAGCUUACAUAUGAUGGAUGUCAAAGUGCAAACUGUACAGCUUCUUGACCUGCAAUGUCACUCACUCAUAAAGCCUACAUUACCAGAAUUCUGUUCGAUUAGUUUGCUGUCCACUUACAAAUAACUUUCCUCGACGUUGCUUUAAAACUUUGAAACAGAAUCUGAUCAUCACAGCAGUUUUUACGAGGAUGGGGGAUGCGGCUCUUCCUCAGCCUGCGGCAGGGGGAUUUGUACCCAUGUUAGGUGUUGGCAUGGUCGGAUCUGUGCCUGGCACCGUCGCCGAGCCGGUUUGUGGGACCAGGGGCUCCGUCGUGCCCCCACUGCACAACGCGAUAGUGGAACGUUUACGAGCUAGAAUUGAAUCGUGUAGAAGGCAUCACUCAAGCUGCGAGAGUCGCUACCAGCGUGGCCAAGCGGAGACUUCGGACCGUGAACACGAGAAUACGCUUCAUCUUCUUAAUAUUGUAAACCAGGGCCCGGGGCACAGGAAACCCAAGGCAAAUAAAGCCACCACUCGCCAACCAUCAGAAUAUAACAGCAAGGUGAACGGUGAGCAGAAGUCCCUACAUGCAGUGGGAUGUGAGCCGAAGAAUUCUACGCGAAUAGCACUUCAAGGGUCACUAAGGAGGAAGAUCGAGGGGCAGCCGCUGGGAUACAACGUGAAACAGAACGGUCUCUCGGGCGGGGCUUUCGGGCCAGACUUUAAACGCGUCUGCUUGGAGGGCGGGGCCAUGGGACACUCGGGCUGCGCGUUCAUUAACGGGCAGUCCCACUCCAGGCCAGGGGAGGCGCCGAUGAGCCACGGCCUGCAGAGGAAGGACAGGGACAUGAUGGCCCCGCCCAUGGGUGGCGACCUUUUCAGCCUGACCCUGAAGGAGAUGAAGAAGGAGCCCGGAGAGGUCCACUCGUGUGGCCAGCCGUCAGCCAUGGACCCCGCCGCCAUGGUGUUUGACUUCAAGGAGGAGGGCGACGGGCAGAUCGACCCCGAGCUGCAGGAUCUGUUCGAUGAGCUCACCAAGUCCGUGCCCUCCCUCAACGACCUGGAGCUGGAGAAAAUCCUGAAGCAGGAUGACGAUGAUGCUUUUGGCCUGGAGCUGGGACGUCCCAGCUCAGCGGGGGCAGGCAGGCCGUGUGGCCAGCUGGAGAGGGCCAUAAAAACCGAAUACUCCCCGGGGUACGGCCACGCUCACAGCCACGCCCGCGGCCACGCCCCCGUCGGGUCACCCCAGCUGCGCCCGGCUUCAGCGGGCCCCACACUGUCCUCCACGGUUUCCAUGGCCACCCAUAACCCUGGCCAGGGGUCGCAGGGGCUACACUGCUCUCUGACAGGCUGGACGGAGGGCUCUCGUGCAGAGCAGCUGAAGCAGAUUGCAGCCAAUCAGCAGCAGCAGCAGCAACCUGGCCCUAGCCUGCGGCCCCACCCCCAACAACAAAGCCAGCCUGGAGCUGCGGCCAACUGGUCACCUGCCGUGACUCCCCACUCCACCCCUGGGACUUUUGGCCAGGAGAAGACCCCCAGUCAGCAGACGCUUAGCCCCCAGCACAAGGGGAUGAGCAACUGCCUAUUCAAACUUACCGGCAGCGGGAAUGGCGGCUCCUCCUCAGAAAUGAAGGCCCUCGGCAGCAAGCCGCUCUCUCACUUCAGCCACAAACCCCACACCCAGCAGAGUCCCCUGAUGGGAGCACCCCAGAACAAACCCCCCCUGCACUACCAGAACCCCCAGGAGCAGCAGCAGCCACGGCCUGCACCCAGCCCCAACUCACACCAACCCCAACACCCCCAGCACUUCCACAACCCCGCCUUGCCCGCCUGCCAGCAGCCCAAACCCCCCCUGACCCAAAGAAUGCCCCUCAACCAGCAUGGGUCAGGGCUGCAUUUCAAGGUGGCGCAGCAAAGACAGGCCCUGCCUCCUGGGUCUCGCCUUCCGUCCAAUAUGAGCUUUGGGAGCAGGUUGACCCAGGCACAGCAGUCCCCUGCAACUGCCAGCAACCAGCCAAAGGUCCUUGGCAAGAACCAGGCAAUGCAGAGACAACUGGCUCUACAACAGCAGAUCGUCCCUGACUCGGACAAAAUAAAUCCACAAGAUCAGCUCAGCCGUCAUUUAACCAGACCCCCACCAGAUUAUAAACAGCCAAGAAGAAAUAUGGUGGGAGUGCAACAAGCUAAUCUUUACAAAGGAAGCGGACUGCCUCUCAGCAUGAACUCGUCCCAGGCACCGACGAGUACCAUGUCCAGCCAGAGUGCCCUACAGACCAGCUCCUGCCACGUUCCUACUGGCCAAGGCACCAAGAUGACCGCCGCGCCCAAUGACAGACGAUUUGCAAGCAGGCCGGAUCCUUCACAGGGAAGGUAUAGCAUCCAGACUGUCAACCAGCUCCAACAACUUGGCAACCAGAACCCAGUCGGUCCAAACCACAACAGCAUGGGGUUUCCAGGGCCCGGUAUUCUGGGCGGGGCUUUUGGGUCGGGCCCUGGGUCAAAUGGCCAAAAUAUAAGACCUCCAGGGGGCCAGGAAACCGCUGGAAUGCCUCGGCAGAGACUGAUGAGCAUGCUCACAGGCAACAAUAAUGUGGGGGCACCCCUAAACUGGGGGCAAGGCUCUAAACAGACCCCUCUGGGCCUGAGGAGAUUCCCUGGCCCCCUCCUGAACCUACCACACUCAGGCGCUUGCAACAUACGUGGACCUAACUUCCCCCAGAGGCCCAUGGUCCCACCCAAUCAGAUGACACCAGACACGCCCAUGCUUCCUCUAAACCAGGUCAUAAAUGGACAUGGGGUGGGGCCCAAAAUGGCCCCUCUUCCUACAGUGGCAAACCUGAAUCAGAGCUCACCGACACUGGCACCGCCUUCCAUGGGCACAUUUGGGAACUCCUCUACCCAGAAUGGCCGUGGUUACCACAGCAACCAGAGCGGUGAUCUGACCUUUGACUUUCUCCAAGAUGGAGACAACACGGUCCCCGGUAUCAACUCGGACUCAGAUUUCAUUGAUUCCCUGCUAAAGUCAGGACCGGGGAACGAUGACUGGAUGAAAGACAUAAAUCUGGAUGAAAUUCUGGGGAGUCACUCGUAAAAGGAAGCUGGGGUGGAGAGGGUGUUCAGUUCCACUGUCAGAACAACAGAUUUCGGUGGAUGAUAAAGUGAUACCUACCAGACCUGAGUCAAACAUCAGUAACAUUAAAAAUAAUUUUAACUCUUUAGAUGCUAGGUAAAUUUUGAAAACACAGCUGAAGAUCCCUGAGAAUCUCCAACAAAGCAUGUCACUGAACUAUUAUCACCUGAACAUAUAUAAUGAUGAUGACUUUUUCUAAAAUCGGUAAUCUUCAGGAAUUCUACAGGUGUCUAAAAUGUUAUUUGACUCAGGUCUGAUACCUGUAUAAAUGUAUGUUAGAAAUGUGACAUGAGAUGCUGUAUGGGUAAAUAUGGUUGCUGGCUGCACAGUGCAAACAAAAAUACUUGCUUUUUAUAUUCUUACCUUUUGAUAAAAGUUUUGAAUCUUAUUAUUUUUAAAAAUAAUUUAUCGUCUCUAGCAAAAGCUUGCUGCUCAAACCUGACAAUUGAAUACGUUAAAAAACAGACAAAAUAAAAAUGUGCAGUUAUGCAGAUACAUAUAGAUUAACGACAUCCUUUCUCUCUUGCAUUCUUUUGAUGAAUUGGGUUCUUUCGAUCCCUUGACCUGGUUAAAACCUUUGAUGCCAGUAUGCAUUGUGAAUUCUGAGAUGGUCAUGCUUUUAGGCACUCUGAAUUUUCUAAACAUUUGUGAACUUUCUGUGUAUUUGCUGUAUGUUUUAUCAUACUAUCUCAUUCCUACCCAUUGAUUUGAAUGCUUUGUCACCUUGUGAUUCACAUACUCUUAACAAAUAUACAAUUCAUUUACUGUACCACUUGCAACAAUUCUCUGUACUGUAUAUCUGAUUUGAAAUGUAAGUCAUGGGUUGUAUUUAAAUUUUAUUUUUUCAUAAUUGACAGAAGCAUUACUGGAUAAAUCCAACUGGAUCAUUUGCAAUAACCCUUCAAAAAUGCAUGAGACUGCUAGCCUAUCAACAUUUUAUAACUGCUAAAAGGCAUGUAAUUAUAAAUCUCCAUCAGAAUAUACAUCUAGUACACAUUAUUUAUUUGUCUUGUUUUGGAUUUUGUUUUCUGUCUGCAUUGGAACAAAAGAUUCUUCCUCUGUGAGUUUUGCGCAAAAGUAACCUGACAUUUUCCUGAUGUCUUCCUGAUACACGGUAAUGUUUUUGAUGAUUCUGUGCCCUCUUCUAUGAAAUGUACAGAUUGUACUACGUUUUGUACAGAAAUGCAAAGUUAUGUUUUGAUAAGUCAUAUAUCUUUCAGAAGAUUAUAUUUAUACUUCUGUGAAUCAAAUUAAGUAAAUGUUAUAUUUUAUAUGGAAUACUUGUCAACUACUUUUUAAAGCAUUUGUUAGUGUUAAUGUUGUGUAUAAAUGGUUCAGCCAGUUACUAUGUCUAUUCUGUAAAAGAGACAACUUCUGGUGGUUCAGAUGUCCCUUAAAUAAUAGUUAUCUGUAUUUGUCUUCUUUACCUUAUAAGUUGGGGCAACAGUUUAUCAAGGUUUCUCACCUGCAGUUCAGUCAUCCCUUAGCAAGAGGUCAAUGGAGACUUCUUGUCAGUCAGUUAUUGCAUUGCCCCUACCAGUAAUCUAUAUCAAUUGACACGAGUUAAGUACAGAUGAUCAUUUCCAGCAAUGUUUGCACAAUGAAUGAAUGAAUGACACAUUGGUGUCCCUUUCACACACAGCUUUCUGCACCACACUCUGACCCCUUCUUUGAAUUUAAGGAGUAGGCCAUCCACACCUGGAAUCACAGUGCCACUUCUUGUACAAUGUUUGAAAAUCCCACAUUUGUUAAAUUUUGGGAAUUUUGUAGCCCAAAUGCCAAUUGCGAGUGUCACAAUUUGAGCAUAACAUGCUUAAAUUACCUGGAUGUGGCAUCAAGCCUUUGAGGGUUUCAUUGUAUGCUUUUAACAUUCUACGUUAUCCGAGACAAUGCAAUUUCAUUUUUAAAAUCAACUUCUGAGUUUAAUAGGCAUCGCUUGAUGAUGUCCGUGACUGAGCUGUAACUUAGGGCAUCAAGGUCUAAUGUUGUGAGAAAGUAGUAGGGUGAUGGAUGUUAACAGGUUUAAUAAAGAACUCUGCUAAACACAA